Molecule: messenger RNA, 3867 nt
Organism: Nyctereutes procyonoides (raccoon dog)
Lineage: Eukaryota; Metazoa; Chordata; Mammalia; Carnivora; Canidae
Gene: CILP
Product: cartilage intermediate layer protein
Exons: 9
Coding region: 205-3729 (1174 amino acids)
Source: RefSeq, a predicted model, not a curated record
CAGCGCUUCCCCUGGCGCACUGCCACAGGCUGAGCCACCAGCCGCGCUAUAUAAGGCCCUGCGGCUGGACCGGAGAGCUGGAGACCUGAACCCCCAGCUGAGGAGUCCCGCUCAGGACACCAGGUUAUUGGAUCUGAGAAACUUCCUAGGGGACUGCAUUCUGAGGAGGACCCAACUCUGAAGCACCCUCAGCCAUCUCCUGCUAUGUUUCCAAGAGGGCCUGGGGGAAAGAUGGUGGGGACCAAGGCCUGGAUGUUCUUCUUCCUGGUCCUGGAAGUCACCUCUGUGUUGGGGAGGCAGAUGAUGCUCACCCAGUCGGUAAGAAGAGUCCAGCCUGGGAGGAGGACCUCCAACAUCUUUGCCAAACUUGUCAACUCUCUGGAAAGUCCUGGCGAGUGGACAACAUGGUUCAACAUCGACCACCCAGGUGGACAGGGUGACUAUGAGCGACUGGAUGCCAUUCACUUCUACUAUGGGGACCGUGUGUGUGCUCGGCCCCUGUGGCUAGAGGCUCGGACCACUGAUUGGACACCUGCAGGCAGCACUGGCCAGGUGGUCCAUGGCAGUCCCCAUGAGGGCUUCUGGUGCCUCAACAGGGAGCAGCGGCCCGGCCAGAACUGCUCCAAUUAUACCGUGCGCUUCCUCUGCCCACCAGGGUCCCUGCGCCGAGACACAGAACGCAUCUGGAGCCCCUGGUCUCCCUGGAGCAAGUGUUCUGCUGCUUGUGGUCACACUGGAGUGCAGACCCGAACACGCACCUGCUUGGCGGAGACAGUGUCACUGUGCAAUGAGGCCUCUGAGGAGGGCCGACUCUGCAUGGACCAGGCCUGUACAGCCUGUGACCUGACCUGCCCCAUGGGCCAGGUGAAUGCGGACUGCGAUGCCUGCAUGUGCCAGGACUUCAUGCUACAUGGAGCUGUUUCCCUCCCUGGGGGCGCCCCAGCCUCAGGGGCCACUGUCUACUUGCUGACCAAGACGCCUAAGCCACUGACCAAGACAGACAGCAGUGGGAGGUUCCGAGUCCCUGGCUUGUGCCCUGAUGGCAAAAGCAUUCUGAAGAUCACAAAGGCCAAAUUUGCCCCCAUCAUGCUCACAAUGCCCAAGACUGGGCUAAAGGCAGCCACUGUCAAUGCAGAGUUCAUGAGGGCAGAAACUCCAUACAUUGUGAUGAACCCAGAGACAAAAGCACGGAGAGCUGGACAGAGUGUGUCCCUAUGCUGUAAGGCCACAGGGAAGCCCGGUCCAGACAAGUAUUUCUGGUACCACAAUGGCACACUGCUGGAUCCCUCCCUGUACAAGCAUGAGAGCAAGCUGGUGCUGAGGAACCUGCAACAGGACCAGGCUGGCGAGUACUUUUGCAAGGCCCAGGGUGACGCUGGGGCUGUGAAGUCCCAGGUGGCCCAGCUGACUGUCAUAGCCGCUGAUGAGACUCCUUGCAAUCCAACUCCUGAGAGCUACCUUAUCCGGCUGCCCCAUGACUGCUUCCAGAAUGCCACCAACUCCUUCUACUAUGACGUGGGCCAUUGCCCGGUUAAGACCUGCGCAGGGCAGCAGGAUAACGGGAUCAGGUGCCGGGAUGCUGUGGAGUACUGCUGUGGCAUCUCCAAAACAGAGGAGAAAGAGAUCCAGUGCAGUGGGUACACACUACCCACCAAGGUGGCCGUGGGGUGCAGCUGUCAGCGGUGCACAGAGACCCGGAGCAUCGUGCGUGGCCGCGUCAGUGCUGCUGACAACGGGGAACCCAUGCGCUUUGGCCACGUGUACAUGGGAAGUAACCGUGUGAGCAUGACUGGCUACAAGGGCACCUUCACCCUCCAUGUUCCCCAGGACACAGAGAGGUUGGUGCUCACAUUUGUGGACAGGUUGCAGAAGUUUGUCAACACCACUAAAGUGCUGCCCUUCAACAAGAAGGGGAGUGCAGUGUUCCAUGAGAUCAAGAUGCUUCGGAAGAAAGAGCCCAUCACACUGGAGGCCACGGACACCAACAUUAUUCCCCUGGGGGAGGUGGCUGGAGAAGACCCUAUGGCUGAACUGGAGAUCCCAUCCAAGAGUUUCUACAGGCAGAAUGGGGAACCCUACACAGGAAAAGUAAAGGCCAGUGUGACCUUCCUGGAUCCCCGGAAUAUUUCCACAGCCACUGCUGCCCAGAGUGACCUGAACUUCAUCAACGAUGAAGGAGACACCUUCCCCCUUCGGACAUAUGGUAUGUUCUCUGUGGACUUCAGAGAUGAGGCCACCUCAGAGCCGCUUAAUGUUGGCAAAGUGAAGGUCCACCUUGACUCAACCCAGGUCAAGAUGCCAGAGCACGUGCCCACAAUGAAACUCUGGUCGCUCAACCCAGAUACAGGGUUGUGGGAAGAGGAAGGUGACUUUGAAUUUGAAAGCCAAAGGCGAGGCAAAAGGGAAGAGAGAACCUUUCUGGUGGGCAACAUGGAGAUCCGUGAAAGGAGGCUCUUUAAUCUGGAUGUCCCAGAAAACAGGAGGUGCUUUAUCAAGGUUAGAGCCUACCGGAGUGAGAGGUUCUUGCCCAGUGAGCAGAUCCAGGGGGUUGUGGUCUCUGUGAUCAACCUAGAGCCCAGAACUGGCUUCUCGUCCAACCCCAGGGCCUGGGGUCGCUUUGACAGUGUCAUCACGGGCCCCAAUGGGGCCUGUCUGCCUGCCUUCUGUGAUGACCAGUCCCCUGAUGCCUAUUCCGCCUAUGUCUUGGCAAGUCUGGCUGGGGAAGAACUGGAAGCAGUGCAAUCUUUUCCUAAAUUCAACCCAAAUACAAUUGGUGUCCCUCAGCCCUAUCUCAAUAGGCUCAAAUACCGUCGGACAGAUCAUGAGGACCCACGGGUUAAGAAGACAGCUUUCCAGAUCAGCAUGGCCAAGCCAAGGCCCAACUCAGCUGAGGAGAGCAAUGGGCCCAUCUAUGCCUUUGAGGACCUCCAGGCAUGUGAGGAGGCACCACCCAGUGCAGCCCACUUCCGGUUCUAUCAGAUUGAGGGGGAUCAUUAUGACUACAACACUGUCCCCUUCAACGAGGACGACCCUAUGAGCUGGACUGAAGACUACCUAGCAUGGUGGCCCAAGCCAAUGGAGUUCAGGGCCUGCUACAUCAAGGUGAAGAUUGUAGGGCCUGUGGAGGUGAAUGUGCGAUCCCGCAACAUGGGGGGCACCCACCGGAGGACAGUGGGCAAGUUGUAUGGGAUCCGGGAUGUGAAGAGCACACGGGACAGGGACCAGCCCAAUGUCUCAUCUGCCUGUUUAGAGUUCAAGUGCAGUGGGAUGCUCUAUGACCAGGACCGUGUGGAUCGCACACUGGUAAAGGUCAUCCCUCAGGGCAGCUGCCAUCGAGCCAGCGUAAAUUCCAUGCUUCACGAGUACCUGGUCAACCACCUACCACUAGCAGUCAAUAAUGACACCAGUGAGUACACCAUGCUGGCACCCCUGGAUCCACUGGGCCACAACUAUGGCAUCUAUACUGUCACCGACCAGGACCCUCGCACGGCCAAGGAGAUUGCACUUGGCCGGUGCUUUGAUGGGACAUCCGAUGGCUCCUCCAGAGUCAUGAAGAGCAACGUGGGAGUGGCCCUCACCUUUAACUGCGUAGAGAGACAGGUGGGCCGCCAGAGUGCCUUCCAGUACCUCCAGAGUCCCCCCUCCCGGCCCCCUGCCACAGGCACUGUCAGAGGAAGAGUGUCCUCAAGGAGACAGCAACGGGCUAGUAGGGGUGGCCAGCGCGGGUGAGAAGGCGUGGCCUCUCUGAGGUUUCCCGGGAUUGCUCCUCAGCCUCUGAGCAACUAAGUCAUAUGGUACUUUUCUUCCCCCACCUCAUGUGACAGCCAUUGUGAGACUGAUGUAUAAACUGUCACUUGGUUAAUUUAA